Cinara cedri is the source of this 8246-nucleotide messenger RNA. The record is from the annotation of a GenBank genome assembly. Lineage: Eukaryota; Metazoa; Arthropoda; Insecta; Hemiptera; Aphididae.
GUUAGACACGGUUUCGCUAAGGUCCGCGGCGGUCGGGAUUAAAGUCCGCGCGACUUUGUACCUAUGUACGCCGGGCGCCUCCGGCAGCUACGUGUCCUGCCGCCGCCCCACCCCCCACCACACCACCGGUACCGCGUACCUAUUAUUUUUCAAUUUUUUUUCUCGCGCGUUCAUUUCGUGCCAUCUCGUUUUCUCGCGCCGCGGGUAGCCAAUACCGUUUGAUAUUCCCAUCGAAACACCCGCCGACCCGCCUGCCUUCGACUAUUUCGCAGGUGCGAUGGAUGGGCAGGCACACGCGCCGUCUCCGUGACACGAUCGACAGAGCCCGCGGUAGUGGUUGUUGGCAGAACUGUUGCGCGUCGACGCGGACGACCGGACGACGACGGCAGGCGACGCUUCCUCCGCUCACACUGUAGACGGAAUAGAGAACAGAAAAAAAAAAAAAAACAAUAUCGCGUAGGCGUUGGUACGUACCGCUGAAUUGCGGAAUCAGUAAAUAUAUCGUACGCGGCACACGCACAAUAGGGUGGGCGUAAACCGUCGCUUUUCUUAUCAUAUCGGACACGGUACGCGUUCGGAUAACAGUAUUAACGUAACAACGUCGUCCGUUCGUGUAACGUAUCGCGGCGGAGAACGUAGGAAAAAAAAAAAAACACAACAACUGCGAAUUAUUCUAUAUUAUGAUACCGUGAGUGGUGCACCGUUCGACCGCUUCAACAGAAGUUUUUUGACGACGCACGCACAGACGUACCUAUGCGUCAUAUGCCGUUGGAGAUCGAUCGGGACCGGCGUUUUUCCGAAUAAUUGACUACCGCAGCCGCUCGCGCGUUCGGUUCCGGUCCGAUUUUCGUCGUCCGUAACACGACCGCACUUUGGCCAUCCGGACGCCGCCGGCGCACCGUCGCAGUGCCGUUAUCGAGACGGCCGUCGAUCGUCUUGCGCGUACGCCACGGACACCAGUGUCCGUCACAAUCCGAACGCAAUGCUUGUAAGUAUCAACAGCCGCGGUAUUGUCCUCGCCGUGUGCGUGAGCUGUUCACAUUAUAAUAAUAAUAAUAAUAUACUUUUCACUACCUAUGUGUUUUUUUUUUUUUUUUUUUCCGUUUUUCCGUUUUUCCAGUCCGAUGAGUUCGACACGGAAGACAACAACUCUCAGAGUGAUUUGGUAAACGAAGAUACUUUAAAUGAAGUACUUAGUUUUCACAUUUUAUACCUUGCGUACGUUUUUCAAUUUGUUAAUGUGUACAAAUUUGUAUUUUCCAUCAACAGGGUAGUAAUUCUGAAAAUGUGGAUUUGAGUGAUAAUUCACUUCAAGUGGUUAUUUCUGACGCGUUAAGUGAGAAGGACAGAGUCAAGUUCACCGUUUUGUCAAAGGUGAGAUGUGUAUAUAGGUGAAAGGGGUGACCCGUGUAAAUGUAAUCGUUAAUAAUAACUAAAUUAUAAUUGUGGUUUAGACUACACUGCCGGAUUUCCAAAGAUCUGAAUUUUCGGUUGUACGACAGCACGAAGAAUUCAUCUGGCUACAUGACCAGUUUGAAGAAAACGAAGAUUAUGCCGGUUACAUAGUUAGUAUAGAAAUAUAUAUGUAUAUUAUGUAAAUGUAUUAAUUUGCAUACUUAAUUAUAGCAAUGAAUAAUAAGGAAUACUUUUAAUGCAAUUUUGUGUCAUGAUACUUGUGGUUAUUAUACUAAUUACUUUUUAUUUAUAUUCUCUAGAUACCGCCAGCUCCGCCUCGGCCAGACUUUGAUUCAUCACGAGAAAAAUUACAAAGACUUGGCGAUGGUGAGGGAUCGGUUACAAAAGAAGAAUUUUUAAAAAUGAAAAAAGAAUUGGAAGCGUAAAUAAAACAAUUUAUUUGAAUAGCCUACCUUCUAUGUUUUCAUACAGAAUACAGAUUUUUUAAAUUUAUUUGUGUUUUUAGUGAGUAUUUAGCUACAUUUAAAAAAACAGUUGCUAUGCAUGAAAUGUUCCUAUCAAGACUUGCUCAGCACCCUGUAUUUCGUUAUGAUACAAAUUUUCGAGUAUUUUUAGAAUACGACCAAGAUUUGUCAGUUCGUACUAAAAACAAAAAAGAACUUUUUGAGGUAAACAUUAAUAUUAAAACUAUCUUUUUACAUAAAUAUAAUUUGUAAUUUUAUUAACUUAAGGAAAUCAUGAAAACAUUGUCCAAGACAACCGAUGAAUACCUUUUAUCUGCGACUGUUAGAGAUGUCAAUGAUUUUUUUGAACAAGAAAAGAAUUUCCUUAUAGAUUAUUAUGGACAUUUAAAAGAUGCAACCAUAAAAUCUGACAAAAUGGUUAACAAGCACAAAGGUUUGUGAUUUGUUUUACUUUGAAAUUCUUGACAUUUUUUUUUAAUUUUUAGGAUUAGGGACUUCUAGCACUUUCAUAUUUUUUUUGAAAGAUUGAAAAAAUAGCAGUCAAAUAUAAAUACUGUUCGUGAUGUAAGGAAUAUUAAUUGUAGAUUCUAUUUUGCAUAAUUUAAUAUUGUUUUGGUAUAAAUCUAGUUUACGACUCCAGCUAGUUUUUAUAUUAUUUUUUUUUCAAAAUUUGUGUUUUUGUCUGUACACUAAGAAUCUAAAAAAAAAGUCUGACCAACUUAAUCGAAAAUAAGUACCUUAAUUUAUUAUGGAAACCACCUCGGGUAGUAUUUUAUUUCGUGUGAAAUUUUUCAAUGAGCCACCGCGUCGGGUUUUCGAAAAUGUCUUUCAUGAUUUUUCGUGCAAGUUUUAUUCACCGAUUGUAAAUGGUGAUUGUGAUACCACGACAUAGGUUAAUGGGGAUACUACGUUAAUACGUGAUGGCAAAAAUUGUUGCUAUGCUAUCAAUAAUAAUCAUUAGUGAACGGAUUUAUAUUGAGCAGUAUGCACUUAUGAACAGCAAAAAAGCGCUUAAAUCGUUAAAAAAGUAAAAGCGGUAGAGUGGUUCUGCUUCGGAGGACUUUUAAGCCCCGUCUAGCUUUAUUGAUCUGUUAAUAUAUUUUNCCGUUGCCCAAUGGCCAUAAUGUGUAGUCCCCGUGAGCCGUUUUACACACGAACGAUUCACGUUAAUAUUUAUUGUUUUAAAUGCGGUUCUUCUGGAUUUUUUUUUAAUUAAUUGUUUAUCAGGCACUCUAUUACUUAGGUACGUAAACGUAAGCUCCGCGCCCCCGAAAUAUUAGCGAAAUUACGACGUUUAUUUGGAAGUUAUGGAGGAAAACUUCAUGAAGUUUAGGUUUUUCAAUUCGCGUAUUUCUUAGUUAGAAUUUAACAUUUUAAUUUUUUUUUUAAAUGUGUGUUUUUUAAUGCUUAAUCUAUUGAUAUAAUCAAACCUUACCUAUCAUAAUUACUUUUAUAGUUAUUUUACAUAAACCUACCCACCUAUAAUAGGUUUUCACUUUACAUUGUUACCUACUUGUCCUAGUUUUGAAUAACAAAUCGAGGGUUAUUUUUGAUUAAAAUUGUCCGAGUGGGCGCAGCCAAACACGGCAUGUUUGAUCAUUUGUAACUAUAAAUCUAAGUCAGAUAGACUUAUUUUGACUUCAAUAAAAAAAAAAAAAUGUACAUUUUUUACGACAUUUUUAAUUAAUUACCAAAAUGCUAUUUUUCAAAUUUUAUGCACAAUAGCCAUAAAAGUAAAUCUGAUUGAUAAGAUUUGAUUAUACCAAUGGAUUAAGCAUUUAAAAACACAUUUUAUAAAAAAAAAAUUUUUUAAUUUUAAAUUCUAACUAAGAAAUACGCGAAACAGAAAACUCGAACUUUAUGAAGUUUUCCUCCUUAAAUUCUAAACGAAGUUUGUCUUACUUUUUUUUAGAUUCUCCUAAUGUACAUAUAAAAACACACAUUUUGAAAAAAAAAUUGAAAACUGAGCUUGGGUAGUAAACAAGAUUUGUUCUCAUAUUUUGCUAGUUAAAGUUUAUUUUGGAAUUAUAUUGCUUUGUAGAGCAUAUUUUAGCAUAAUUUAGUUUAUAAGUAGGGGUUUUAUGGGUACAUUAUUUAAUAAAAAAUAGGAUAAUAAUUUAUUUAAAUGCUGGGAAUAUGAUAUUGGGUACCAGAUUAAGACUCCAUGGCCAGGAACAUCCUAAGCGCUAUGAAAUAUCAUAUAUAUUAAAUUUCUCAGUCUGUAAGGCUCAAUUCAUAUGUAUUAUAUACAUGUGUUUUUUGAUUUACAUUGUUCAAAUUUAUACUCACAGAUGCGCUAUAGCAUAGUCUACAUCAUAAAAUAGUUAGUUUUUGAUAUUUCCCUUAAUAAAGUGACUAAGAAAAUUUUUUAUUAUAUUUGUAAUUUUGUAGAGCAUACUUAAAUGUAUAUUUGGAUUUUUUUUUUAAAACAUAUUUGCAUGUUUUUUAGAACUAGAAGUCUCUAAGUCAGUGGCGGUUUUAGGAGAGAGGUCCAGGAGGUCUGGACCUUCCCUAGACAUUGAUAUAAUUUCAAUAAAUGUCAUCUAAAAAAGAGGCAUCACUAACAGAUACCUUUUAAAUACAUUUUAUGAUUUUGGACCCCUCCCAAAAAAAUGUUGAAAAUCUGCUAUUGCCCUGAGCCUAGUUGUAACAGCCUAGUUAUUUUUAGACUAUAUAUUAAUGCAUGAGAUAAUAAUGUAUAGUAAUGUUGAGAAUUUAAAUAAAGGUAUUAAGUAUUUGAUUUGCUAUAACAUGAAAUUAGGUAUUUUUAUAGGAUUAAAUUGUAUCUUUUUGUUUAUAAACUAAAGUUAGACAUGAAUUUAUGCUGUAUUAAUUAUUACCAAUUAUUUUAAAAUUGCUGAAUCAUAAACUUCCAACAGAUUCACUGAAAUUUAAUUAUUAAAAUAAAUCAGAGUGAUUGAGAAUAUGUCAGUCUUCUUUCUGAUCUCGGGGUCCAGAUUAAUUUGCUCUUUUUACUGAACCUAAUAAAUGGUCAUAUUGAUUCCUCUCAAUUACUGUCUCAGAUUAAUUGUUGUGUGCCACUGCAUACUAAUAUUACUACUACUUAUUUUUACAUUCUUAAUUGCAACACCAACUAUGCAGGAUUUAGUCCACUUUUCAAACUAAUGAGUCUUGGUUAUAAGAUCCCCUCCAUUUUAAGUUAUUUUUAAUAUUUUAUUGUACUUGUGUAUUCUUCUUAAUUGUUUGUAAAAUAUUUUUGUGGUUAUUGUACCUAUAAUAUUAAUAUUCCUUUUGGACCAACUACUACACUUUUGUUCCUCCUGUUAAUUAUAAAUUAAUUAACUAAUUCAGAAAUUGAAUUCCUUAUUUACAAUAAACUAUUGCCUAUAAUUUUAGAUUAAUCAAAUUCUUUACUGGUGUUUAUGAAAGAAAAUCUUAAAUUUUUCUUAUGGCUUUUAUCUCUGAUAAUAGAUUAUGGUUUUGUUAUUAAAGUAAUAAUUUAAUCGACUUUUGGAAUAAAUCUAGCUUUAAAAUUGAUUCUGAUCAAUUAUUUUAAAAUUAAUUACAAAUAUUUUAAUUAUACUAAACAGAUGUCUCUGACAGUUAUAUAAAAAUAUCAUCAUGUUUAAUUCAAUUAUCAACAUUUGAUCACCGAGAACUGGACUGGUUCUUGAACAGAUUUUCUGAAACAUUGGAAAAACUUCGGGUAAAUUUUAUAAUUUAUUUUUACUAUAGCUAACAUCAAAUGUUAUUAAAUAUUAUAAAUUAAUAAAAAAAAGUAUCUAAUGUAUAUUUAUUCAUUAGUUAAUGCCAUUAUUUUUUAGAAAGUGGAAGGCAGAAUAGCAUCUGAUGUAGACCUUAAGCUUUCAGAUACAUUGCGCUACUAUGUAGGUGAUUCUUUCGCUGCUAAACGUUUAUUAUAUAGAAGAUUACGGUGUUUAGCAAACUAUGAAGCAGCAAAUCGAAAUCUUGAAAAAGCUAGGUCCAAAAAUAAAGAUGUUCACGCAGUGAGUAAUAUAUUUUUUGUAUGAAUGUAUGUUGUGGGUUUGUUUGAGAAAUUGGUCUGAGCAAAGUGCAUGGGUGUUUUUUGCUAAUAGACUAAUUUCUUGAAUUGCCUGACAUAUAUGUAUCAAUAUAAUUUAUUACACAUUUUUUUUAUUUCGUUAACUUGAUUAACAAGGCUCAAGAAGUUUAUGAUGUAAGUACUAUGAUGAUAUAAAAUAUUUGUUACAAUUUGUUAUGCGAAAUUACAUUUCUCUUAAUGAAAUAUAUUUAUAUAUUUUAUUUUUUUCUGAAUUAUAUGAUUGAGUCAAAUGUUUCAAAACAAAAUAAAUUAUCUGUACUUGAAAUCUUAUUGCAUUGUAAUUAUGUAGGUUUAAUAAAACACAUUUUUAUUUAUUUUCUGUGUUUUAAAUAUACAUUUUGUAUGUUUUAGGCCGAGACUGCUCAACAGUUAUCAUGUGAAAAAUUUGAAGUUAUGUCUGAUAAAGGAAAAGAAGGUUGAAAUUAUAUAAUUAUUUUUAUUAAUAAAACAAAUCUUUUACUGAGUUAGAAUAUUAUAUUUCAGAAUUAAUUGAUUUUAAAGCCAGAAGAGUUUCGACUUUCAAUAAAAAUUUAUUGGAACUAGCAGAAUGGGAGAUUAAACACGCACAAGUAAUUUCAAAAUUUAUAUAUUUUUUUUUUAACAAUUCAAAGUGUUACAUUUUGAUUUGAUGUUCAAAAUGUUAUAUUGUAUUUUCCAUAAGUAUUUAUUGUCAGUUUUAUUGGUUUUUAUUCAUUGUACUAUACUGUAUAGUAUAUCUGUAUUAUAAGAUUUAUUUUUAAUCAAAAUUUGAAUAUUUUUGUAACAUAAUAAUUUAAUAUUUAUAUUAAUAUAAUAUUUUAGUAAUGUUGUAUUAAAUCAAACCAUUGGCUAAUGGAUUUUCAAUUAAAAUUGCAAAACGUUUAUAAAUAAUUUUUAUUUAAAACAAUCUUUUUGCAGAUCUUAGUCGAUUUAUUUAAUAUUAUUUAUUAGCAUAAAUAUAAUUGUACACAAUAUUAUUUUUUAUUAUAAUAUUCAACUAUAUUGAUUUAAUUAAUAUAAUUUUUUAAAUUUUGUUUAGCAUCAGAUAGACAUUUUGAAAACUAGUCUUGAUAUGAUCAACAACGAAGAAACAAGAUCAUCUACUCUUAACGUGGAGGUAAUUUCAUAAUCAAUAUUAUGAUUUCAUUAAAUAAAUGUGUACUAUUUUCUAUUUGGAUUAGUUUGAUAAAAUCAUAUAAUAGUCCUGUCAUAACUUAGUACAAUUUAAACAACCUAAUCACGUUAUCUAUAUGUAACCAAUUUGUAUUACCUACUUUACUCAAAUAUUUAUUGAAACUAAAUAAUAUAUAUUUAAAUUUUGAAAAUUAUAUAAAAAUAAUUUUAUUCAUAGUUUAUACAUUAUUUAAAUAUUUAUGGUUAUAUUUUUUAUUUAUACUAGACAAUUUAUUGAUUCCUUAAAGUGAUAUUAUUAUUUACUAUUAUACACAUUUAUUAUCUUUAAAUGUUUUUGGAAAUAAUUUUCAUAAACAAACUCAAGUUAUUUAUAAAUUGUUUAUCUAUUUUAUGUUAAUUGUUACUAUUGAUUAUUAACACAUUCAACACUAUGAAGUAUUAGGGUAUGUAUGUCCUUAGAUGUCCUAGUUGUGGCUCAAAUAUUUGUCCAUCAUAGCAUCAAGGAUAGCAAUAAUACUAUUGUACUGUUGAAUGUGUUAAAGAAAAAAGAAAAAGUUGUUUUUAUUAUAAUCAUAUCACAUUAGAAGCAAAUUUUAUUUUUAUCAUUCAAAGUUAUAGGCAAGAUUAUUAAGUUAUAAAUUGUAUAGCAUUAAUCUAGCUAAUACAAUAUUACAAUCAACAGUUAUGUACUUACAAUAUGUAUACAUUUUUUUCAAUAUUAUUGUUGAUAAUAAAAUAUUUUAUAAAUUUUUUAAACAUAAAAUACUUAGUUAAUUAAAUUGCCUUUCUAUUAGGCAAAAUAACUAAUUUCUGCAUAAAAUAUAGGUACCUAUAUAUAGAUAAUAUAUUUAUGCAUAUUUUGGGUUCUUCAUUGUUCAUCUUUUGUUUUGUUCUUGUUUGCAUACAUUUAGUCGGCACGAAGUAAUCAUGGAAAUAAUAAUAAUUGUUUUAAUUUGUACAUGUCAAUGAAUUUAAGUAAUCUAUCUGUAAGUUUCAAUUAAAUGAAACAUAUUGGCACUAUGUAAUUAAAAUAUGUUUAAUCAAUGUAGUCAUUUAUUCUUCAUUUUUGUUUGUUUGUUUUUUUUUUUUUUUUUUUUUUUGUAAAUCUACAAAUAAUUUAAUUUAAAACUACCAUUGAUUUUAUAAUAUUUAGAAAUCAAUGAAAAUAACUACGUAAUAAAAUAUAGAUGAACAUUUUUAAAUUUAAA